This is a messenger RNA of Loa loa (African eye worm), 3420 nucleotides long. RefSeq lists its product as hypothetical. The coding region runs from base 1 to 3420 and encodes 1139 amino acids. Lineage: Eukaryota; Metazoa; Nematoda; Chromadorea; Rhabditida; Onchocercidae. Gene Ontology annotation, cellular component: plasma membrane. The record is from RefSeq and is a predicted model, not a curated record. Gene Ontology annotation, biological process: phospholipid translocation. Gene Ontology annotation, molecular function: ATPase-coupled intramembrane lipid carrier activity; ATP binding; magnesium ion binding. The transcript has 28 exons.
AUGUGUUGGCAUCAAAAACAAAAACGCCUUCCAUCUUCAUCUAUAACUAUUGGACAAGCAGAUUGGAAAACAUCCAAUUAUGUUUCAACAACAAAGUAUAAUUUAUUCACAUUCUUGCCACUAUUUUUAUUUUAUCAAUUUAAAACAUUUGGAAAUUGGUUCUUCCUUUUGAUUUGCAUUGUACAGUUUUUCCCAAGUUUAAAUCCAUAUGGUACGAAUACAACCAUUAUACCUCUUGUUGUUAUCAUCCUAGCAGCGGCAGCAAAAGAAAUUUUCGAAGAUUUUGGACGUUUAGUCGCCGAUCGUCGUGUAAAUCGACAAAUUGUGCUAAUUUGUAAGCAAGAAGAAGAUGCAAAAAAUUGGAAAUGGGAAAGGAUUCAUUGGGCUCAGUUAAAAGUUGGCCAAGUGGUGAAAAUUAUGAAAAACGAAUUUAUCCCAGCAGAUAUCAUACUACUUUCAUCUAGUGAACCAGCUGGUGUGGCAUAUAUUGAAACCAGUAAUUUGGAUGGUGAAACAAAUCUUAAAAUUCGUCAAGCUCUGCCAAAAACUGCUCGGAUAAUUGACGAUGAUAAAAUCAAGGCACUAUGUUCAUCCUUAUCAAAGGUGGAAUGUGAUCCACCAAGUCCAGCACUGUAUGAAUUUCAUGGUGUUAUCAAAAUCAACAAUUCGUUUGAAAUGCUGAGAAAGGAAAGUGAUGAACAUCAUAAAGCGAUUUGUUCCCUUGGAACAAAUCAGCUAUUACCUCGAGGAUGCAGACUGCAAAAUACCGACUGGGUCUACGGUGUUGCGGUGUACGCCGGUCGAUGCACAAAGCUUGUAUUGAAUACAGGUGGUACUCGCACUAAAGUGUCAUUGGUGGAACGAAUUACCAAUUGCAUAAUGAUGAUUCAGUUCGGAUUUUUAGUGUUCAUGGCGUUAUUUAACGCAUGUAUGGGUUGUAGUAGUAUCAGUAAGGUGUAUUAUUAUAUGCCAUAUUUUCGCGAAAAUUUUCAUCGUCCACAUAUCUUCCCUACACUUAUUGGUUUAAUAAUAUUUUAUUCUGGUCUAAUACCGAUCAGCUUGAAUAUUACACUUGAAAUGAUUCAGUUAUUCCAAGCUUAUUUUAUUCAACAAGAUUUAAAUCUUUACGAUGAGCAUUCCGACACAAAGGCUGAAGUACGAAGUUCAAAUUUGAAUUCACAACUUGGACAAGUUCGUUAUAUUAUCAGUGACAAAACGGGUACAUUAACUCAGAAUAAAAUGCGCUUUAAAAUGUGUACCAUUGGUGGUGUAAAAUAUGGCUCCAUGAAGAUGGCGAAAUUUAUGGAUGAAAGAAUUCUCGAGGAUUUAAUCAAUAAUGCUGAUAAUGCUAAAGCUAUACGUGAGUUUCUAACGUUACUAGCAAUCUGUCAUAUGAUUGUGCCGGAGAAGGUUACAAAUUCUGAAAAACAAAAAGUGGUUUAUCAUUCACCAUCACCAGAUGAGAAAGCAUUAGUUAAAUGUGCAAGAGAUCUCAAAUUUAUCUUUCAUACACGGACGCCACAGUGUGUUUAUAUUGAAGCUAUGGGUGUACAAGAGAAGUAUGAUAUAUUGCAUGUGUUAGAAUUUACAAGUAAUCGUAAACGAAUGGGUGUUAUUGUGCGAUGUCCAGAUAAGAAGUUGAAGUUAUACAUUAAAGGCUCGGAUAAUGUUAUUUUUCCAAGAUUAACGUCAAAUUCUGAUAAAUCUACAAUUAGCAAAACAACGGAACAUUUGGUGCAUUUUGCUAAUCUUGGUUUGCGUACAUUAUGCAUGGCAGUGUGCGUCCUUAGUGAGGAAGAGUACGAAAAAUGGGAGCCUGGUUAUCAUCGGGCAAGUAUUGCGCUUGAAGGACGCGAAAAGCUAAUUGAAGAGGAAGCAGAAAAAAUUGAAAAGAAUCUGGAAUUGCUUGGUGCGUCGGCUAUUGAGGACAAGUUACAGGAGGGAGUGAAGAAAACUAUCGAACAUUUGAUUGAAGGUGGUAUCAUAAUUUGGGUAUUAACAGGUGAUAAGUUAGAAACUGCACAAAGCAUUGGGUAUUCAUGUGGUCUAAUUGAUCCAUUUACACCGAUUUUGGUACUUAGCGAGAGGAACCCUGAAGAAACAGCUAACAAAAUUAACACGUAUCUUGACAGUUUUGCAAACAAAAAGAUUAAAAUUUCAUUAAUUGUUAGCGGCGAGAGUCUUGGUCAUGCUUUAAAGAAGCAAUAUAAGAUGCAAUUUCUUUAUUUGGCCUCAUUGUCCUCAACCGUAAUAUGUUGUCGAUGUUCACCAGCACAGAAAGCUGCUGUAGUAAAGUCACUCAAAAAUUGGUCUGAUGGUACCGUACUUGCAAUUGGUGAUGGUGCCAAUGAUAUUGCAAUGAUACAGGCAGCUGAUAUUGGUAUUGGAAUAAGCGGUGAAGAAGGUUUGCAAGCAUCACUUGCAGCUGAUUAUUCCAUUGCACAAUUUCGAUUUUUGGAACGUCUUAUAUUUGUUCAUGGAGCUAUCAGUUAUCAUCGUAUUACAAAAGUUAUUUUGUAUUUUUUUUACAAAAAUAUCGUUCAAACUCUAACUAUGUUUCUUUAUGAAUUCCAUACAUUGUUUGCCGAUUCGGCAAUAAUGGAUAGUUGGUCGAUGGUAAUGUUUAAUAUAUUUUUCACUAGCUGGCCACCCUUGGCCAUUGGUAUUUGGGAUAGAUUACUUCCAUUUGAGGUGAUGAUCGAUUAUCCAGCGCUUUAUUAUUUAUCACAAAGUAGCGAAACAUUCUCGCUGAAGACUUAUUUUACAUGGAUGUUCACUGGUUUGGUGCAUGCUAUGGUAAUUUCUACGAUUGCUUAUCGAACAUUUAAAAACGAUGUCCUGUGGUAUACUGGUCGUGUGGCCAAUUAUUACGUCAUGGGAACUGUUAUUAACAUUGCAAUUGUAAUUGUUGUCAAUUUAAAGGCUGUUAUGGAAACCGACUCUAUCACCAUCAUGUCCUGGAUAGCACUAUUCGGUUCCAUCAUUAUGCUAUUUAUAUUCCUUUUUUCGUACUGUUUAACAUCACCUGCUAGUCCAAUUAUCAAAGUUCAACCAGGUAUGGCCGAUACAAUACUUCAUGUGUUGAGUUCACCUACUGCCCUUGCAUAUGUCAUAUUUGUCGUAUUGGUAUCUCUGUCAUUCGAUCUGCUGAUUAAAUUAUUGCAACGAUCAUUGUAUCGAACUAUUCGUGAUGAAGUUGUUUCACAAGAAUUUGAUGUGAAGCAAUUUGAUGAUCUUUAUUAUCCGCUUGUUAAAGUGAAAGAAAUUUUUUCCAAAGCAUCCGAAUCAGCUCUUAGCCUUGUAAAUAUGCAAACUAAACAACGUGGCUAUUCAUUCUCUCAAGAUGAAGGACCAGCUGUAUCACAGAGCGAUGUUGUACGAUUGUAUGAUUCUCGGGUACCAAGGAUGUUCAGAAGCUAA